AUCCACAGUCACCAAGACCUCGUCCUGGUUCCCCGACAUACACGCAUAAAUUACCAAGCCCUCGUAGCCCACGGAAACCAAAAAACAACAAACACCACAGCAACACACAGAAGAACAGUGCUAAAGAGUGUUGUAGAGGAAAUAUAUAGCAACCUUAUAGAGAGUAGGAGUAUGGAAAAAAGUUAUUUAUAAGUUGUACUGCAGCUCUAUGAUUCACACCAAUUCUCAAGUUCAACAGCCACAUUUUCAGAGAGUCUAUUUAUACCACAGGGAGAAAAGUUUACAACAUCGUAUUUAGAUUGUUACAUGUUUUGGAAUUAUUAAAACUAUGCAAUUCGUGUCCAUGGAAAUGUGCUUAUUUCUGUUAUUUGGGUUUUCUCAUUCUGGAAAAAUUCUUAAUUAUGGUGGAACAUUCAAGGAUAUUGUGUUCUAAGGUGGAUGUGUGUAUAGUGAAUUUAGGAUACAUUGUGGCUUUUUUGUUGCAAAAUGUUGGUUUCUACAUUGGUUGAUGAAAGUGGUCAGAGAUAAAGUAUGAUAUAAUCCAAGUUUUCUCGUUCUCUCCAGAUGUGCCUUAUGUAAAGAAUAGUUAAUAAUCAUUGUCAAUGUGCCAAAAGUCAGAAGAAGUUUUUAAAAAAAUAUCUUGAAGGACUUGAAGCCUACUUAAUUAUACAGGUAGUGCAAUAUAAAAAGUGCCAAAAUAUGUUAAUAAAAGAACUUCUUUGAUUUGAAAAAAAGAUUGUCAAAUGAGAAAUCUUUGCAGUGCCAAAAAGUACGAAAGGAAAUCAGAUGAAACUUAAUUAAUAAAUUAGGAAUUCACAAAAGUGCAAAUCUGAAAACCAAUUCUACUGACAUUGAAAAAGGGCAGCAAAAAAUUUCAGUAAAUGUUUCAAAAAAUCAAAACUCUACCUCAUUGACUUUUAUUUGAGGAUAACAGAAUCUCAAAAUGCAGAAGAAAUAUGCUUGUAUUAAAUAUGUACAUUCGCAGGUGACACUGUAUCAUACCUGUAAAAUAGAUAUUAGAUGGAAACGUUCAGUUCACAACUGUGUUCUUUGUGAUUCACUGCAGUUUAAAAAAAUAGGAGCUGAGUGUAAUUGUGUUCAUUAUGGAAUAUGUUCAGCAGUGUCAUUACCAAUACCACUCCCUGGAGCAACAUGCAAGAAAAUUAAAGUGCGUAAAAUCCCAGUAAAUGUUCCAGCACGAAAAGCUCCUGUUGAUCUGCCUAUUAAAAUCCCUGUUGAUCUUCCAGUAAAAUCACCAGUAAAUAAUCUGGUUCAUUUGCCAGUAACAGUAUAUAGUCCAAACCGAACAUUAAUAGCCGUCAAUAACUUGAAUCGAUCAGCAGUUGAGGUCAACAGUCCGCACCAUACGGCAAUUGGCGUCAAUAUUCAAAUAAAGACACCGGUCAAUGUUCAGAUCAAAACUCCAGUGAAGACCCCAGAAAAUACAUUAGCCAGUUUACCUGUGAGGUCCCCCGUCAAUCUUCCGAUCAGGACAUCAAUUGACGUUCAAGACAGUCCACAAGUUAAUGUUUCUAUAAGAACACCGGACAAUGUAUCGGAGAAAACUUCAGACAAUAUUUCUCUUCGCCCGUCUGAUAAUGUUUCAUUAAGAACAUCAGAUAAUGCGUUAUUAAUAAUGUCAGAUAAUUCAUCAAGAACACAGGACAAUGUUCCUGUAAAUAUACCUGUGCAAGGUUUUCCUAGUAUUCAACCAAAAACUCCUCCACCAGAGCAAUCUGUUCAACUGGUGUUUAACAACAACCAAGAAAAGGAUUGCGGAGUACAGGAGAGAAAAGAUCGCGAAAAAAAGGCAGAAAAAGACAGUCAACAGAAUAUUAUAAUUACAAACUCAAAAAUUGAAAAUGAAAAUAAGACUAAAAUAUGUGGGUUACCCAUCCCAAAGCAAAGUGCCAAUAUUCCUAAGUUUUAUUUUCCGACUGGUAAGCCUGUGCCUUCAACAGACAAUGAUUUGAUCAUACAACAGGUAGCAGCAGAGUUCUCUAAAUUGGAUUAUGGAAAAGUUCAUAAAGAUAAAAUGGGUGCCAUAGCAAAGGCAUGUAGUUUACCAACAUUCUGGAAAUGUCCAUUAUUCCGAGCGGCUGGUGGAGAACAAAAAGGUUUUAUUACAUUUGAGUCCUUCACUAGUAUGUGGAAAAAAGUUUGUGAUGGUCGCCAUGAUACAGCGUCAAGGUUUAUAUAUUUAUUGGCUAAACCAGAUGUUGAUUACCUUCUUUAUGGAGACUUUGAACCUUUAAUUCAGGAUAUCGUAGAAACACAUCCAGGUUUAACAUUUUUAUUAGAAGCUCCAGAAUUUCACUCCAGAUAUGUUAAUACGGUUAUAUCUAGAAUAUAUUUUUGUGCCAAUCGGUCAUGGUCUGGUAAAUUAACGGCUAAUGAAUUACGGAAAAGUAAUUUUUUACAAACAUUAGAAAGAUUAGAAGAAGACGAUGAUAUAAAUCAAGUUACAGAUUAUUUUUCUUAUGAACAUUUUUAUGUUAUUUAUUGUAAAUUUUGGGAAUUAGAUAAAGAUCAUGAUUUAUAUAUAGAUAUGAAAGAUUUAUACCGACACAAUGAUCAUGCCUUAUCGUUACGAGUUAUAGAUAGAAUAUUCUCAGGGGCUGUAUCACGUGGUAGUACAUUUCAAGAAGGUAAGAUGAGUUAUACGGAAUUCGUCUGGUUUUUAAUCGCCGAAGAAGACAAAAGACAUCCAAGAAGUAUAGAAUAUUGGUUUAGAUGUAUGGAUCUAGAUGGAGAUGGUGUCAUAUCCAUGUAUGAAAUGGAACAAUUCUAUGAGGAACAGAUGCAGAAAAUGGAGGAAUUAGGAAUUGAAAAGCUACCAUUUGAAGAUUGCUUGUGUCAGAUGUUGGAUUUGGUUCGUCCAGAGGUCAAAGAUCAAGUAACUCUCAAAGACUUAAAGAAAUGUAAAAUGGCUGACAUUUUCUUUGAUACUUUCUUUAAUCUGGAUAAAUUCUUGGACCAUGAACAACGUGACCCCUUUGCUAAUAUCAGGGAUCCUGAGACCGAUGGACCGGAACCAUCUGCUUGGGAAAAAUAUGCAGCGGAGGAAUAUGACAUACUGGUUGUAGAAGAAGGAGCUAACGAACAUGACCUAAAUGAAAUAAAUUAUGAGGAUGAUUUUGAAGGUGACGAUGAUGAUGAAUAUUUGGACCAGGGUUUGAUUCAUGUGGAUGAUGCAGACAAUCGCAAGACAAAUCCUCGCGGAAAAUCUUCUACCACAGACGAUAUUUAUGACUUCAGUACUAAAAACUUGGGCUAUUGAAUUGUGUUUUACUAUAUUAUUAUUGUUGCCAUGAUUAUUGUUACUCGGUAUGUCAAUGUUGCCAUGAACACAAAUAAUUUUUGCAUCAAGUAAGAAUAAGUAAUUGAAUUCUGUGCUCUCCAUGAUGAAAUUUCCAGGAUCUGAAUAUUGUUAACUAUUGGUGAUGAUAAUAUAUUACAAUAAAUUAAUGCUACCAUUUUAAAGUGCAAAAAUAUAACGACCCAUAAAUGUGUUGAAUUCAUGCUACAUGUACAUUUUGUUGUAAACAGAAAAUAUAUUAAUCAUAUGAAAGUAGCAAUAUUUUUAUUAAGUUAUCAAACAAAUCACUUCUAAUCUUUACAUGCAAUUAAUACACACUAUAUUACAACUAUCUAUAGCUCACUGUAUGGUACAAUAAUCAACGUUUCUUAAAUUAGUUGGCUACCCAAAGAGCGUACAGUAAGCAAAGUUAUCAAUAGCUAAGAAUUAAGAUAGUUGCUUGUAACAAAAUGAUUAGUAAAUUUAACAAAUAGUUUGAUUGUGUCAGAUGAAUGAAGUCAUAUUAUUCUGGCUAGCCGAACGUGGAGACACACUAGGUGAAUCCUUCGCCCAAUUCACCAGUCGAUUGCAUCACCUUUCACGUCACAUGAUUAAACAUGGCAGCAACCAUGUCUUCAAACAAUCAUGUGAAUUUAAUGUUAAUCCGCAUUUGAUGGUAAAUUCAGCUCUUCUUGGCAAAACAUAAUGUUAAUACUAUCUAAGUUAUUGUUAAUGAAUUAUAGAGAAUGAAAUUUGUUUUACUAUAAUGGUAAAGUGUGAAAUUUAGACCACACAAAUAAAAGGAAUAGGUUCUCAGGCACCACCUGCUCGUGACAAAUUGAGCUCAGGGAUGAUUUUUUAUCAUGCAACUAAACAAAAAGAUACUGCGUGAAAUUAUCUUGGCAGAAUGUACAUAUGUGAUUAAAGUAUUAUUAAGUGAUAAAACAAA
Molecule: messenger RNA, 4247 nt
Organism: Patella vulgata (common limpet)
Lineage: Eukaryota; Metazoa; Mollusca; Gastropoda; Patellidae
Product: serine/threonine-protein phosphatase 2A regulatory subunit B'' subunit beta
Exons: 15
Coding region: 944-3280 (778 amino acids)
Biological process (GO): protein dephosphorylation
Cellular component (GO): protein phosphatase type 2A complex
Molecular function (GO): calcium ion binding; protein phosphatase regulator activity
Source: RefSeq, a predicted model, not a curated record